Fraxinus pennsylvanica is the source of this 783-nucleotide messenger RNA. The record is from the annotation of a GenBank genome assembly. NCBI's taxonomy places the organism in Eukaryota, Viridiplantae, Streptophyta, Magnoliopsida, Lamiales, Oleaceae.
AUGUUGCUUCUCUAUGGUUACUUCCGGUUUGAGAUGAUUUCUCAAGAAGAAAUCAAUUUCAGAAAAGACGAGAAAAUAAGCAUAUUCAUAUUAGCAGGCCAGAGCAACAUGGCGGGAAGAGGUGGGGUGUUUAACGGAGUGUGGGAUGAAUACAUUCCAAUCGAGUGCAGGAGUAACAAUAGAAUUCUUCGACUAAAUGGAGAUUCAAAACUGGAAGAGGCAAAGGAGCCACUCCAUGAAGGAAUUGAUGAUGUGAAAAAAACAUGUGGGGUUGGUCCCGGAAUGGCCUUUGCUAAUGCUAUAUUGAAAAAGGACCCAAAUUUUGGUGUCAUAGUAUUAGUCCCUUGUGCUUAUGGAGGGUCUAACAUUACAGAUUGGUCAAUUCCUAGUAGCAAGGUACAUAGCCGAUUGAUCGCAAGAGCUAAUGACGCUCUCAAAUAUGGUGGAAAAAUUCGGGCGAUUUUGUGGUAUCAAGGUGAGACAGAUACAAGGAAUGAAGUUGCAGCAAAAGAAUUUCGCGGCAAGUACAAGAAGUUUUUACAUCGUUUGUAUGAAGAAUUGAAGAACCCUAAAGCUCCUUUUAUUCAGGUAGCAUUAGCAUCAGGACAAGGGGUAAAGAAUUAUAUGCAUAGAGUACGAGCAAUUCAAAAGGCAAUGGAGAUUGUGGUUACAGUUGAUGCCUUUGGACUUCAACUUGGAGUAGAUGGCAUGCAUCUCACAACUGCUUCUCAAGUUCAGCUUGGCAAGAUGAUGGCUAAUGCAUUCUUCAAUACCACGAAAUAA